This is a messenger RNA of Prunus armeniaca (apricot), 1221 nucleotides long. The record is from the annotation of a GenBank genome assembly. Lineage: Eukaryota; Viridiplantae; Streptophyta; Magnoliopsida; Rosales; Rosaceae.
AUGGCGGAGGAGGUGAUUCUGAUCAUGGAGGAUGAGAAUAAUAACAAUAAUAAUAAUAGUAAUCAUAAUAAUAUUAGCGUGUCGGUGGUGAUUGUAGGAGCUGGUCCUUCUGGCAUUGCUACCUCCGCCUUGCUCAAUUCUGUGUCAGUUUCAAAUCUUGUGCUUGAGAAGGAGGACUGUUGUGGGUCCCUCUGGAAGAACCGGUCCUACGACCGUCUGAAUCUUCACUUGGCAAAGAGCUUCUGCAGUUUGCCGAUGAUGUCCCAUCCCUUCCGAACCUCCAUUUUCAUGUCGAAAGACGACUUCAUUCGUUACCUGGACGAGUACGUGGCCAGGUUCAACGUGAACCCUCGCUACUGCAGUGACGUGGAGGAGGCUGUUUACGAUGAAGAGGAAGGCAAAUGGAGGGUGACAGUGAAAGACACCGCUUCCGGGACGGUGUAUGAGAUCGCAUCGGAUUUCUUGGUGGUUGCAACUGGAGAAAAUAGCCAGCCUUUUCUCCCCAGCGACCUGCCUGGGAUGGAGACCUUCCCAGGAAAGGUGGUUCAUUCCAGUGACUAUAAAAACGGGGCCGUUUUUAAAGAUGAAAAGGUUUUGGUAAUUGGCUGUGGCAAUUCUGGGAUGGAAAUCAGCAACGAUCUUGCAGACAAUGGAGCACAUACGUCCAUUGUUGUUAGAAGCCAAAUUCAUGUGCUGAGCAAAGAAAUGGUUGGCAUUGGCAUGCUUCUGUCGAAUUACCUCCCACUGAAAAUAGUGGACAAGUUUGUGUCACUGCUUGCCAAGUUGAGCUACAGUGAUUUGUCCAGCUAUGGCAUUCAUCGCCCAGUUGAAGGGCCAUUUCUCUUUAAAGCACUUACUGGAAAGACUCCAGUAAUUGAUCGUGGAACCAUCGAGAAAAUUCGCUCCAAAAAGAUUCAGGUUUUUCCAGAUGUAGCGAGUAUAAACCAGAAGACUGUGGAAUUCAAAGAUGGUAAACGACGGUGUUUUGAUGCUAUUGUGUUAGCAACUGGUUACAAAAGCGUAGCACAUAAAUGGUUGAAGGACUACAAGUUCCUUCUUACAGAUGAUGGAAAGCCUAAAGGGAAGUACCCAAACCACUGGAAGGGCGAGAAAGGUGUUUAUUGUGUUGGAUUAACAGGGAAGGGACUGCCAGGGAUUUUCAAAGAUUCAAAGGCUGUAACUGAAGACAUCUAUCAACUUACACUAAUGGCACAGAAGUAG